Molecule: messenger RNA, 1515 nt
Organism: Andrographis paniculata
Lineage: Eukaryota; Viridiplantae; Streptophyta; Magnoliopsida; Lamiales; Acanthaceae
Product: biotin--protein ligase 2-like
Exons: 10
Coding region: 224-1225 (333 amino acids)
Biological process (GO): protein modification process
Cellular component (GO): cytoplasm
Molecular function (GO): biotin--[biotin carboxyl-carrier protein] ligase activity
Source: RefSeq, a predicted model, not a curated record
AAUUAGAAAAAAUUCUCGUGAGGUGUGUUUGGGUUGUGUGUGUUCAUCCGAUUUUUUUUUUUUUUUCAACACAACCAGAUAGAAAACCAAAAAUUUCUUGCUUUCUCCGCCUUACUGGCCUGCAAUGCUUUGCCUCUGUAAACAGAUCCAUACCAUCAAUCGAUCUUUCUACAAAGGUUCAACUGUGUCCUAGAGUUCUUCUCAUACACCGGGUAAACUAGAAAUGGAGCCGCAAUUGGGUACAACUCUUGUGCUUGCAGGAAAAUCCGCUGCAGAAAAUGGCAUGGCCUGUUGUUUGAAGAAGAACGACGCAGUAAAACUCCCUGACGGUUCUCCAGUAAAUGUUUGCUUGCAUUCGGAAAUUGAAAAUCGACAGAUCGUUGGUAACGACGAUGCUUUCCGAUUGAAUUUGUACAUGAAUUCUCUCUCAACUGAUCGCUUCGGAAAGCUGCUCAUUUACUCCCCCAAAUUAUCCUCCACGCACGACGUUGUUUCAAAUAAUUUCAGUGAGUUGCCUGUUGGAGCUGUGUGUGUUGCAGAUAUCCAGCUUAAAGGCAGAGGCCGUUCCAAGAACAUUUGGGAAUCACCCAAGGGAUGCCUUCUGUUUUCAUUCACUUUACAAAUGGAGGAUGGUAGAAUUGUCCCACACGUGCAGUAUGUUGUUUGUUUAGCUAUGACGGAGGCAAUCAACGACAUCUGUUGGAAAAAUGGCAUGCCUGCUCUUGAUGUUAGAAUAAAGUGGCCAAAUGAUCUAUACUUACAUGGUCUUAAAGUGGGAGGCAUUUUGUGCACAUCUACGUAUAAAUCUAAGAAGUUUAAUGUCAGUGUUGGAAUUGGCUUGAAUGUGAGUAAUCAGCAACCAAGUACAUGCUUGAACACCAUUUUACAUAGUUUGGGUUGUGUUGACCGGCAAUUACAACGUGAAGAUAUCAUGGCUGCUUUCUUCAAUAAAUUUGAGAGUCUUUAUGAUAUCUUCAUCAUUCAAGGUUUUCAAGCAUUAGAAAAGCAGUACUACAAGACAUGGUUGCACAGUGGACAGCGGGUUAUCGUACAGGAGAAGGAUGAUAAUAUGAACCAAGUCUCGGAAUAUGUGGUGACAAUCCAGGGUCUAACCUCUUCCGGGUACUUAUUGGCAAUCACUGAUGACGGUCAAACAUGCGAGCUUCAUCCUGAUGGAAACAGUUUUGAUUUCUUUAAAGGGCUGGUGAGCAGAAAGGUAGCAUGAAAAGAGCUUUGAUGGCAACCUCGGCUGCAGCUAUAAAGUAUACACCAUGUAGGAGGGAGAGCAGUCCUGGGCUGUAAGAUUACAUUUUCUUAAACCUCAGUUACUAAGAAUGCUUGAGAUACUUGUACAUGUAACUUGUGCUCCUGAAUAGAAUCGGUAAAGCAUGUCAGCAUGAGAACAAGAUAGAAUCCAUGUAAACGAGCAUCAUGAAAAUAGAAAUGCUCAUGGUUUAUGCUGACUGGAAACUGAAUUUUAGCAACUAAGAAUAUCUCAGAAAUGCCUUUUGUUCA